Molecule: messenger RNA, 5349 nt
Organism: Magallana angulata
Lineage: Eukaryota; Metazoa; Mollusca; Bivalvia; Ostreida; Ostreidae
Product: coiled-coil domain-containing protein 180-like
Exons: 41
Coding region: 185-4936 (1583 amino acids)
Source: RefSeq, a predicted model, not a curated record
AGAUUGUUUAAAUAUGGCGUCAUACAUAACAAGUUCGCUGAGCUUGAUGAAAAAACAAAGUCAUGUCGCUUAAAUGACCAUCGAAAUCUUUCAGAUGUUUUUUCCAUGCAUAUGAAAUAUAUUUUGGAGGUUUAACUCGUACUUUUAAACUUAAAAACAGGUUGAAUUAUCUAAAGUGAUAAACAUGGCAGAAACAGCAUCAAUGAGGGUUGUACCCAGUGGAAAGAUAUACAGGCAGAUGUUUGAUGCCCAGGUUCAACUUCAAAGGAGUUUAACAAAAAUGAAAAGUAGAGAAACCAACACUGCACCAUUGGACCAUUCCCCAGAGAGACAGAGCACUGCCAUACCGGUUGUGAAACUGACUAAAGAGGAGGUGGCUCAUGGACUUCUCACUGAACGACAAAGAACCUGGGCUGAUGGAUUUCCCAAUGAUCCCUAUGUGGAGAAUCCUGUUCUGCACAAACAAUAUUCAGAAUUUGUGAGAUCCACAAUGAAAGAGACUGACUCAAGUAAAGCAGGGAAGGAGGUACAAGGACUGCCUGAUGUUGUUGUGCCAGCCAAAGAGGGAUCAAACAUCAUUGAAAGAAUAGCAGCAAGCAGACAGAAAAGACAUGAGUCAACAGUAGAAGAUCUUCAUCAAGAGCUCAGUCUUAUUAAUUCUGAUUUGGAGCCAGUCAUCACAGAAUACAGUGAAACCUUGCUUAGAAAGCUGGAUGAUGAUGACAAAGAAAUCAAUCAUUUACUAGCAAGGAUAGAGAAGGAUGAGGACCUGCUAACCUACAAUUUGGAGGAACUUUACAAGCUGUGGGAUCAAGUCCAGCAUCACUCAGCAGAGAGACAAGCCUGGAUCAAUGAACUGGACCAGCAGCUAUCUAAAGUGGAGGAUGAUCGCAUGGACAUGAUGAGAAAUAUAUUCAAGUCAUAUGCCAAGACUUUGGAGAAGAUUGCACAUUUAAUGCCUCCAGAUCUAAACAGAUUUUUGGACCAGGAGUCUCAGCUUGUGAACCAGACAAUGCUAAGUAACAGGAGAGCGUAUUCUGAUCUGUUUGUCAGACUAAUGUCUGCCGACAUUGAGAGAGAAAAGUCUCAGUACACGAUCUGGAAACGGCGGGUUGAAGAUUGGAGACAGCUCAACACUAAACUUGCCAUUGAACAUUUUAGUAAUUUUAUGCAAGAAGAGAAAAUUAUUAAUCCACCUGGAGUUACGAAAGUUUACAACUUUAUGAUAGCUGAACAAGAUGUCAUCAAUAAGAGGAGAUUGGAUGUUGUUCAACAGUUGUGUGAUUUGAAGCCACCAGCAUCUACAAAAACAGCUGUAUAUCAAUGGGACAAAACAAUUCAAAAUCUCACAAAGGAAAUUGAUUCUGUGAAUCAGCUUCACUUGACCAAGCUUCAUGCAGAAUAUGAGAAAGUCUGUCAAGAUUGCUUGGAGAAAAUUGAGUUUAUCAAGAAAUCUCUGAUUGAUGAUGGGGUGUGUGCCCCUCCACGUGCCCAGCAAGUUGUGGACCAACACAUGCUGCCUCUGGUUGGAGAGAGACAGAGAGUGUUCGAGAAUAAUCUGGAAACUAUGGAGAAAGACUUGGAGAAUCAUAUGAAAGAAAUGACAGAGAGGCUAAAGAUGCUGUUCAAGUUUGCUCAAGGAGCAGCCCACGUAUGGGACGUGCAUGAGAUUGGUCUGGCCAAACAGGAGAGAGCAUUGCAAGAAAAACUGGAGCAAUGUCGACAAGUUCACGACAACCAGAACCAGGAUAAAGAAGCUCACUUGGAUAUCAUAAUGGACAGAAUGAGGCAAGAUGCAACAGAGAAACAGCUCAAAGACAGCUUAGAUAAAGCAUUGGACAUGCUGAACAAAAUUAAAAAUGCGUAUGAAGUUUUCCACACGGAUCAAAUGGACAUUGUCAAGAAUUAUCCUACAAUGGUUAAGGCUGAAAUGAAGAAUUAUGAUGAAGGAGUGUGUAAAUUCUUCGAAGUGGGAAGAAAUCAACCUAAGAAAAGCAAAUCCAAGAUUCUUGCUCCUAAGAAAUCCAAGUCCGGGGAUGAAUCUGAAAUUACCACCACACCCCUUGAUUUUUUGGAAUAUCCAGACCCAUGUGAUGUGUCCCGAUCAGAAUCGGGCAAAGAAAAUUCCCUUCCUGAGGCUGUUAGUGAGAUCCUGGCCACAGAGAGGGGGACCCUCUUCUACGUCCUGACAGAAGCAGGGGAGUAUGGGAUACCUCCUGAGAAGGAUGCCCCCUCCAAAGACGAGAAGCCGGAAGGGGAGGAAGCGGCCUUUUUGACGGAGGUUGAUGCCCCUGUCCCUCCGUCUAAACCAGAGUACAUCCAGAAGAUAGAUGUAGAAGAAGCGAUCCUUAUAGAGGUCAAGAAAAGAAUACGAAUGAAUUUUCUAAACCACAUGGAGGAAUGGCAUGUUCAAGCCUCGGACAGAGCAGAAAGUGUUGUUAUAGCCAAGUGCGAGGAGUUGAACAGUGAGUUGGAGUUGAGAUUUCAUCUUCACAAACCCAGAGCCAGGCGAGCAGAACUUGAUGUCCACAAUGUUAGAGCCGCUGAGCUAGUGAUGCACUCAGAGAGGGUGACUCGCCAUACAAAGGGCAUCAUCCAAGCCCUGGCUGAACUCAGGCAGGGCUUCAACAAGAUGACCCAGGAACACAACAAACUGGCGUCCAAGUUCAGGGAAGACAUUGAAGCACUGGAGGUUGUCUUUGUCAAUGCCACAAAAUCUUCCAAAUUGAUAGCAUUACAAUCUCAGCUGGGAAAUGAGCUGACUAACUUCAUGGAAAUCAUCCGAACCUCCCUGCUCCAAUACCGGAAACACCUGGAUAAAACACUGCAGAUGUUGAGGGAAUCAAAUGCUAGAUUUAUCAAGUCAUUCAAGGUGUUCUCAGAUGGUGGUAACUUCUGUCCUGAGGAGAUUGAUGUGUACCGUAAGAAGUUGGAGAAUAUGUCCUCAAAGAUUGAUGUGUCAGAGGGUGCCAUUAUGUCUGACAUGGAAGACAUAGAAAAGAAGCGCCUCGAUCAGGCAACCAAAGUUGCCUCAGAGUUUGAGGACAGAUUCAAAAAUCACAUGAUAGAUUUGAUAUUUAUGGAGAAGAUAGCUCGCUGGUUGACUAACACUCAGGUGAAAAUCAAGGCUGAGGUUGCCAAUAGCAACUCCCAAGCUCAGCAGCUAGCCCAGCACCUUAACGACUUGGAUCGAAGAGUUGAUGCAUGUGAGAGACCCAACCUAGACAAAGAGCCUGCAUGUAAAAAGGAAAUGCAAAUCACCUCCAGACAGCUGAACGAGACCCUGAAGACAGUGUUUGAGGCGUUCCAGGACCGAAGUACUUAUCUCAACUGUAUCAAGGACCCCACCCCCAGGCCACCCUCUGGCACAAUGCAGGGACCACCCGCUCUAGGAGCUUUGCAUCCAGUGCCACCAAUUUCUGAGCGUAAAUUGGUGCGUAUGGGAAGUGAAAGUACUUGUGGUAAUAUAACGGAGAGAAAGUCUACCAGAAUGAGCAGUGAGCAGGGGGUCAGGGUUGGAUUCUCACAGUCGACGGAUGUCCAGCCAACUCCCAUCAGUAAGAUGGGCAAGCAGCCCCAGGAGGACCCAUCUGUCAAUGUCAUCAAGAGCAUUCUCAGAGCCCAGAAAAGCAAGAUGAGAUUUGGUAUGGAUGCAGAUUUAGAUGGAGAACUUACAGGAGGCACACAUCACGAGUCCAGAGAGAAACUAAAGUCCUCCAUGUCUACCACAACCACUUCAGAGAAAUCCAAGCAGACGUCCAAGGGAAAGAGUUCUCACAGCACAGGGGGCUCAGAGAACUCGCCCAAGCGGGUCCAGUCUGGUAUGGAGAGCGUCCACACCACUCCCUCACUGCCACGACUGAGACAGAACAGUAAGUCCACCAAGUUUGACAAGAAGUACCUAGUGUUUGGGGAGAAGGAGGAGGAGGGUGAGGAGGCCCACAUCCUGGGGAUCAUCAAGAGGACCCUGAGAGAGGCCCUGGACGGCUUACUGACCAAUGCUGAGAUGUACUACAGGUCUAAGGGAAACCGGCCAGUGACUCGCCCUCAGGCUUUACAGGAGACGUUUGAGGCAUGUGCUGAUGUCAUUGUACAGAAGUUACAGUCCUAUUACACACAGUCAGAUGAAUACCACAACCAGUGCCUACAAGAGUUUAGAAAUCAGCUUGCCCAGCUGGAGAAGUCAGUAGCCCACGUCCCUGCCCUCCUGAUCAGAGACAUCCUAAAAGAGGAGCUCCAGAAAUCCAAGGCCGACAGGAAGCAGAUGAGUGAGGAGUUCUCCCACCACCAGGUGGAGCUGGAGCAGCGCCAGCAGGAACACUCCCACCUGCUGCGCCCAACCCUUGGGCACCCCCACGCCGAGGACUCGCUGAAGGCCCUGUGUGAGAAGGAGGAGGCCAGACACAAGGACUACGUGGCCGCUGUAGAGAAACACACCAAGGAUCUACAGAACUCUGCCUUGUCACAUGCCCAGACAUUUAUCGAUGUGUUAGCCAGAACUGCAGAGCACCAACUGUUGCAGUAUGACAACCUACUUGUCAUUGAUGAUGUCAUCAAAGGACGUGUUGAAUCCCCCAAGUAUCCUACAAGUGAAUUAAUCAGAAGAAAGAAUGCUGGACUUCCACUGGAGGAUGAUGAAGAUAAAGGGGCUCUGCCAAGGGGCAAAAAUACUUGGCCUGGUACCCCUAACAAUGAGUUGGUGAUAGGAGAGCCUCCCAGUAAGGUUACCCUGACAGCGUCCAUUACCACAGCCAAAACAACCCUGGGACAGAGUGCCACCAUCACAGCAAGGGAGUCUGCGUAUCAGGAUUAUAAGGCAGAAUUUGAAAAGACUCUGAAGUGGAUAGACAGUGAGCGACAGAAACUGAUGCAGGCUGAGCAAAGAUGGGUGGAUAGCUGGAAUACCUCUGUGGACAAAGUUAAACAGCUAUACUAAUUAAUCCACAUGUGUGUAUGUGGAGCAAUGAUACAGAAACUUAAAUGGGAAUUUAUGUAUAGGUUGUUUGUGUAUAUGUGAACAAAUAUUGUGAAAGCAAUGUAUUAAGAGCCCAAAUGUGCUUCUCUCAUUGACUGUGAUGGCAAGAGUUUCCCCCCUUUAUAAUGAGUUGUGAUAUGUUUUACCUACUUGUUGUUGAAAUUGCACUUAACUGUAUGAUUUAUACAUGUAUUUGUAAAUACAUAUGCAUUUAUAAAAGAAUCUUUUUAAAUAUUAUAUUUAUUGGACAGCAUUCCCUUCUAUCAACUGUAACCGUCCAUAGAGCUGAUAUUUUGUCAGUAUGAACUGUGAUAUGACAUAUCUGUCAGGUAUUUUGAUUGAAGAAAUAAAUACAAUUAUUUUGUAUGAUUUAU